Molecule: messenger RNA, 3012 nt
Organism: Belonocnema kinseyi
Lineage: Eukaryota; Metazoa; Arthropoda; Insecta; Hymenoptera; Cynipidae
Product: midnolin-B-like
Exons: 5
Coding region: 441-2582 (713 amino acids)
Cellular component (GO): nucleus
Molecular function (GO): protein binding
Source: RefSeq, a predicted model, not a curated record
UUCCUCGGUCAUCUUCGUGUUCAAUUUUGCCUUGUUCCGUUCACUCGGUGGGGUCUGGGACUGGGACAGCCUAGGAAUUGGCUGCAGCACGGCUCGUUAGAGUCUGGUGGAGUCUUUGAGUUUGCGUUGCGGGGCACGGCCGCGUCGCGACGAGGAACUGCCUCAAAAAAACUUGAACUCCAAGAGUGAAAAAGUUAAAAAGUGCUCAUCUCCAGGAUAUCAAUUCCAAGUCGGUUUCUCCACUGGAAUAAAAUUUCUCCGAUCCUGAAACCGUUUUUUUUUGUUCUCAAAGUCGCCCUUUCCCAUCGCGUCGUGCCCUAGUCGCUCUGGCAGAGGCAAACAGGUGCAGGUGCGUCUCGUGUUCUUUGAGUGCAAGGUGACGAGUUUUGGACUCCAGGAGAGUAAAGGAGAGGAUUUCUCAAGGUUCCUGGAAAGACGUUAUGAACGGUAGCUCGGAGCCGCCGUCGGACGUGACGGCUAUGGGUAGUGACGACAAUCCCGGGCGGAGUGGUGGUGGCGGCGGCGCUGGUGACGAAUUGGCAAUGGCCAAUUCGGAUUUCCGUCACGGAUCCGCGUCGCCGACCCCAUCGUCACCGGGGUGUGGCUGCGCCGUUCCUUCGGUGACGGAACCUGAAAUCACGAUUAGCAUUACCCCAACUACGGGGGGACAGUUCGACCUGACAGUGGAUCGAAAUGAGACGAUCGAAAAUUUGAAGAAAAUCAUCUCCAAGAGGCUCAAGGUCGCCAAGGAGCGGAUUUGUUUACUACACCGGGAGAGGCAACUUCGAGAAGGAACAUUGGAGGAAAAUCGUUUGCAGGAUGGCAGUCGGUUGACGCUGUUGCCAAGCGUGGAAACUGGAUUGUUGGCUCAACGUCCUGAACAGAGUGUGAUGCAAGCCCUCGAGAGUCUCAGCGACUCCCAGGUGAAUGACUUCCUAUCGGGCAAAGCGCCUCUAAAUUUAACGAUGCGACUUGGCGACCACAUGAUGCUCAUCCAGCUUCAGUUAUCAACCGUCACACCAGCACCUUCAGCCGACCGAUCCAGCGGUCCCACCUCAAGUGCAAGCACCUCACUCUCAGGAAGCAGUCCCAGCGCCACAACCUCAUCAUCCUCAGAAACAAUGACCUCGAAUCACGUCUCCACUCCCCUCUCAAAUCGAAGAUCCACCGUCCUCUCAGCCAGAUCCACCAGCUCCUCCACCAAACUUCAAAAUACGACAGCUAGGACCUCUUCGCUAAUCAGCAGCUUGGCUUCCGCAAGCUGCAACACAAGCCUCUUCACAGCCACGACCACAACGAACGCCGUCUGCUCCGAAAGAACAACGCCUUCACCCUCCUCCUCCUCAUCGCCAUCAUCUACCACCUACUCUCCAGUUUCCUCGCCACACUCUAUUUUCUGCCCCCAGAGUUCGACUCUACAGCAACCCAGAACCAGCAACGUUCCAAACUCGCCUCCACCGAGUGGUGCCAGCACAAACAACAACACCUCCUCUCGCCAGUCAUGCCUCUUGCAUCACCAUCACCACCAUCACACCCACCAUCAUCAUCAUCACCACCACCAUCAUCAUCAUCACGCGAAAAGGGCACUCAACCUUCGCUCGCAAGCUUCCAACUCAGUGGAACUCUCUCCAUCUACCUCGGUAUCCGGAUGCUCGGAUCUCUCCUCUGUCACGUCCCUGAGAGACGAUGACUCCUCACCUCAGAAGAAAAAAUUGUGCACUGGUCAUCAUCACCAUCAGCAACAGGCGCAACAGCAGCAGGCGCAGCCAUCAAAUUCUUCGACCACCAGUAGUUCCUCGAGCACAAGGAGUCCCGGAAGUGGAGAAUCGUGCUCGGCUACGAGUACGGACGCGGGAGUGGGACUUGCGGAUGUUGGUAAAGGAACCUCAGCGACACUGGACACGAGAGCACUUGCGGAAGCUUCACGCAAUCUCACCCAGAAGCUCAAGCAGCUCUCCUCUGAGGAGAACGCGCGACGUAGACAAGGAGCGAUAAUCGAAAGCAUGCACCAUCAUGGAAAGGGUGUGUAUUCCGGAACCUUCAGUGGAACUUUAAAUCCAGCUUUACAAGAUCGCCAUGGACGGCCAAAAAGGGACAUUAGCACCAUCAUCCAUAUCCUGAAUGAUCUUCUUUGCGCUACACCAGCAACAUCAGCAGGUCACUACAAGCAUCACCAUAGGUAUUCAAGCACUCGACAAAUUUCAUCUUCGACCUCGGGAGGAGCUUCCACUGGUUCCUCCUCAGCCACUGCGAAUGGAAUGUCCAGUGUCUCAACGAGCUGUCCUGAUUCGCCCAAUCUUGGAUAUUCCAGUGAGGAACUGUCGAAAGAGAACGAAGCGACGAAGGGAAAGCUGAAACGUUUGCGCCUGGUGAUGGAGCAACGGAGAGCGAAAAGGAAAGCGAGAAGGCAAGCUCGAGCGGCGCCUUAUACAACCCAGUGGGCAGCCGUGACGCCCGAUCCGGAUCCCAAUCACGACCCCAACACGCCAGCUGCAUCGGCCAAUAGCGGUGGCUCAAAAACGACCGAUUCGCAAACUGAAUCCGAUUUGCAGCCCUGCAAUACGGAACCCGUUGUCGCUUAAGAAAUAUAUAUAUAUAUUUUUUUUUCUUUCUCUAAGACACCGACCGCCUCCUCGCAAAGAAGAAAAAGCCGCCGUUGUGGUUCACUAGGAGUCGCGAAAUUCUCGUAGAUUAUUGGAUUUUCACUCACGAACUUUGUACCGCCGAGUGAUAAUGAGACGACUUUUCGAUUUAUCGUCUCGAAUCGAUAAACUAUCGUCUCGCAUAACGUCGUUCACCGCCAUUAUUAUAAUCCCGCUAAAUCGUAAGUAGUUAUGAAUUAGUAAUAUUCCUCGGAGUGUGUUUCAAACGAGAAGCAAUAAAUAUAUAUUAUAUAUAAAUCGGUGCGGAAUUACGUCGGUGAGCGGAAGUAGAAGUUUUUUUUUUUUACGAUUACGUAUUUUAUAGUAGAUCGCUUUUAGCGCAAUAAAGAUUGCGCAGUUUUUGUUUUCU